GCCCGAAACUUCACAAACCAUCCUGAAUGCAUCCACUUGGAUUACAAAUGCAUAUUACACAAAUGCACAAUAGGAAAAUUGGACCUUUCUGGUUGAAUCCAAAUCCAGAGCCCAUCCUCUCCUUUCUAAAGCGGACAUCGGAGACAAAGUGAGCAGACAGACCAUACCUGCUUAGCUCCAUCUAUAGAAUCAUAGAAUCAAAGAGUUGGAAGAGACCUCAUGGGCCAUCCAGUCCAACCCCCUGCCAAGAAGCAGGAAUAUUGCAUUCAAAUCACCCCUGACAGAUGGCCAUCCAGCCUCUGUUUAAAAGUUUCCAAAGAAGGAGCCUCCACCACACUCUGGGGCAGACUCUGCACUCCAUCUCACCUGAAUUAUGCUAUCACAUCCCUUUAGUGGUGUUCCAGGUGGCACAAGGGUGAACCUUAUACAGAUGGAAGGAAAUAUCAUUUCUGCGCUGGAAGAAGGUGCUCAUCCACAGACAAAAUGACAUCUGGCUCGUAGCCUAAUAUACACUGAGGUUUUGUGGUCCCUUUCGAUCUCAUAGGUGUCUUGUUUGAAGACUAUGGGAUGUGGUAUUUCUGCACACAGGAAUUUCAUAUGCAAGUUAGAUAAAGGUCAAGAAUUGCCAGAUGCAUCUCAACCUGACCAUUUACAUUAUUCGAGAGGACUUUCUCCAUCAUUACGCAUUUCUUCUUCUGGACAGUCCUGGUUCACCAACUCCAAUUCCGGUGUCAAGUCGUAUUCCUCUGUCUUUAAAGCAGCCGUCUUGAUCCAAAGGUGGUAUCGACGCUAUAUGGCCCGGCUUGAAAUGCGGCGGCGAUGUACAUGGCGCAUCUUUCAAUCUAUCGAGUAUUCGGGAGAACAGGAUCACCUCAAGCUCAACAGCUUCUUUGACUACCUCAUGAAAAACUUCACACCAAGAAGCAACAGAGACAAGGAAUUCCUGCAUCGAAUAUUAUCAGAACCGGAAAACCUGAAUGAGAGCAGGAUAGAUAGAGCGUUCGCCUACCAAUCCGUCGUCGUACCGGAUAGCUAUAUGGGGCCCCGUCUUUCCUUCCCACUCUUCCCUGAUGAUGCCGCUGCCUUACUGGAAGCGUUCAAACAGAAACAACAGCUUCACGCUCACUAUGUCCUAAGACUCUUCCAUGAAGCCCGGAAGCAUCUCUCCCAGCUGCCAAACAUCAACAACGUCUCUACCUGUUACAGUGAGGAGAUCACUGUCUGUGGAGACUUACAUGGCCAGUUGGCGGAUUUGUUUCUGAUAUUUUACAAGAACGGCCUUCCCUCUCCGCAGAAGGCAUAUGUCUUCAACGGCGACUUUGUGGACAGAGGCAAAUAUUCCAUGGAGAUUCUGAUCAUACUCUUUGUCUUCCUCUUGAUUUAUCCCAAGGAGGUCCAUCUAAAUCGAGGAAACCACGAGGACUAUAUCGUCAACUUACGCUAUGGGCUCAACAAGGAGAUUGCACGCAAAUAUAAGGAGCACAGUGGUAAAAUUCUGAAAGUUCUUCAGAAUGUCUUCAGCUGCCUGCCGCUGGCGACCUUGGUUGACCAGAAGGUCUUGAUUGUACAUGGAGGAAUUUCGGACACAACUGAUCUGGAUCGACUGGCCAAGAUUGACAGGCGUCAGAUCCUGUCUGUAUUGACUCAGAAGAGAAAAUUGACAAGAUCUUUUGAUCCGGGUGACGUGGAAAGUGGCAAAUCUUCCCCUAAGCCCGUUGAUUCACUGCAUAAAGCUGAUAUCAGCAAGAGAGUCCAAGAGGAAUUGGACACGUGCCGUACAAGGGCAGGAAGCUCCGAGUACACAGAAUUAAGGGCUUCUGCCACCUCUUUUCCCUCUGGGUCAGACAUGAGCCUUUCUUCCAACGAAUUAUUAGCAAGCAUUGACGAUGAAGAAAUCCAACAGGUUUUAGACAUUUUGUGGAGUGACCCCAUCCCUCAAGAGGGCUGUAAAGUGAAUGAAGACAGAGGAGGUGGUUGUUACUUUGGCCCCAAUGUGACAGAGGCGUUUCUGCAGAAGCACAACCUACAGUUCAUCAUCCGUUCCCACGAGUGCAAGCCAGAAGGCUAUGACAUCUGCCAUGACCGAAAGGUAAUCACUGUCUUUUCAGCUUCGAACUAUUACACAGUGGGCAGUAACCGGGGAGCCUACGUCAAAAUGGGACGCGAUUUGAUUCCCCACUUCAUCCAAUACCAAGCCAGCAAAACAUCACGUAGACUGACCAUGACUCAAAGGAUCAGCCGAGUGGAAGUGUCAGCAUACCAGGUGUUAAAGGAGAAAAUCUUUGCGCACAGGUCCGACCUCACCACUGCUUUCAGGCGCUAUGAUAAGAAGAACACAGGCCUGAUCACAUUGAACGAAUGGGCAAAUGCUGUAGAGUCUGUCCUUCAGCUGGGGCUGCCGUGGCGGAUGCUGAGGCCGCAGCUGGUGCUGCACCUGACCAAUGGGAAGCUGGAGUACAAGACGUGGCUCAAGGACAUUGUGACAGAGCAGCGGUCAGCAGUCCAGGAGCGGCUACAGUCAAGCUUGCUAGAAAACAUUUACCGAAACCUCUCCAGCCUGGAAACUAUCUUCAAUAUCAUUGACACUGAUCAUUCAGGGCUUAUUUCUCUUGAGGAAUUUCACCAGACCUGGAAGCUGUUCAGUGCCCAUAUGAAUAUUGAUAUCUCAGACGAAAGCAUCAAUGACUUGGCCCGCAGCAUCGACUUCAACAAAGAUGGAAAUAUAGAUUUCAAUGAGUUCAUUGAAGCGUUCCGUCUGGUCAGUCAGUCGACUUGAUGAAGAAAUUGGAAGACCAAGCUGGUGGGGCUUCUAAACCCAAAACAGUAUUCCCAACUUAUCAAUGUGCCUCAGAACCAAACAAAAAGGAUGGGCUACUGAACAUAAAGUUUAGCGUUCUUAAAAGUAACCCACUGUGGCUACAGACAUACUCACAGGAUAAGGAAUAGGACAUGAAAUGGAAAACCUGAUUCCAUAGCAGAGUUGGAUUUGAAUGUUGGAGUUGUUAUUUGAAAGAAUGCAAAGUUUUCAGACUUAUGUUAUAUUUCCAUGGCGAAAAGAAAUCCAGACUUUAAAAAAAUAUAUAAGUUUCUCAUAUUUCAUUAUUGCAGACCAUCUUUUUUCUAAUCUCUACACAAGCUUUCCAAACAUUUCAUGUUGGUGAGACAUGUUUUAGGCCUGCAUCAUUUUGCGACAGUUAUUCAGUUUUAAUAGCGAACGAGAGGUUAAACCAACUCCUUCUAAGAAACACAGGUACAUACAUAAAUUGUAAUAAUGAGAUGGAUGGGGACACAACAUAUCUCAUGAAAACCUUUCAUUUAUAUCUUUUAAAAGAUAUAGCUUUAAGAUAACAUACAUUUCCAAGAUGCUUGUAGUUUGUUAUGUCCGCAUGAAACACUUACACGUUGCAGCCGACACACUAACGUGUUGCGACACAGAGUUUGGAAAACCGAACUAUAGUUUGACCAAGACAACCUUUUAACUUGAAUUGGCAAGUUUACGAUUUUUAAACUUCUGACAAUUUUCAAGGGAAUAGCAAAAAUAAAGGUGCUAAUGCAGCGUUAAUUUAAAAUAUUCUCACUGUAAAGUAUUCAUAACGAAGCACAUUCAAGUUGACAUCUUGUUGAUGAUAUACAUAGACACAACUACUGCAGUAGCUGCUGGACUUUUCCGUCCACUGUAUAAUGCGAGGGUUAUCCAGAAAGUAAGGUUACAAGGCACGUAGCUCUUGUGGGGAAUUUUCAAUGCCGUAUAGCGGGAAACCAGCAGAAUAUUGUGUCCAAUUCUGGGCACCACAAUUGAAGAGAGAUAUUGACAAGCUGGAACAUGUCCAGAGGAGGGUGACUAAAAUGAUCAAGGGUCUGGAGAACAAGCCCUAUGAGGAGCAGCUUAAGGAGCUGGGCAUGUUUAGCCUGAAGAAGAGAAGGCUGAGAGGAGAUAUGAUAGUUAUGUAUAAACAUGUGAGAGGAAGCCACAGGGAGGAAAGAGCAAGCUUGUUGUCUGCUUCCCUGGAGACUAGGACGUGGAACAUUGGCUUCAAACUACAAGAAAGGAGAUUCCAUCUGAACAUGAGGGAGAACUUCCUGACAGUGAGAGCCGUUCAGCAGUGGAACUCUCUGUCCUGGAGUGUGGUGGAGGGUCCUUCUUUGGAAGCUUUUAAACAGAGGCUGUAUGGCCAUCUGUCAGGGGUGCUUUGAAUGCAAUAUUCCUGCUUCUUGGCAGGAGGUUGGAAUGGAUGGCCCAUGAGAUCUCUUCCAAGUCUAUGAUUCUAAGUGAAUGAGCAGUGCCAGUCGUCAGUAGCUCAUCCACUGGUGUUGUUGUGAAGGUUAGAGAUAAGCGACCUCAUUCUGUUUCCCUUCUAUCUCCUCCUUCAUGACAAUGCAUGUCCGCACACCACUCAUGCAACACAAGAGUUGUAGACUUCAUUUGGUUGGGAUGCUUUAAACCACCCCUCUCACAGCCCUAAUCUUGCACCCAGUGACUACCACUAGUUCAUUUAAUCAUAGAGUUGGAAGAGAUCUCAUGGGCCAUCCAGUCCAACCCCCUGCCAAGAAGCAGGAAAAUUGCAUUCAAAGCACCCCUGUUCACUAAAUUGAAGGAACAUUUGGGUGGAGAAUACUUUUCUGAUGACAAGAAGGUGAAAAUCAAAGUGACGAACUGGUUGAAAAAGGUGGAGGGAAACUUCUAUGAUACAGGCAUCAAAAACUCAUCCCACAGAGGACAAAAUGUAUUGAACUGAAUGAUGAUUAUGUGGAAAAAUAAUGUAAUCCGUAUGCUACAAUCCGUGUAAGAUUUAUUAAAAUAUAUUCAUCCUUUGUAUUUAAAAAAAUACCUUGCAACCUU
Anolis sagrei ordinatus is the source of this 4840-nucleotide messenger RNA. Lineage: Eukaryota; Metazoa; Chordata; Lepidosauria; Squamata; Anolidae. The record is from RefSeq and is a predicted model, not a curated record.